AUGUCACAGCAAAAUGAUAGUAUAACAUUUAUUAAUUUGAUGCCACACACUAAUCAAUAUCAACAACAAGUUGCCGAUAGUGUAGCAAAAAAAAUAACGUCAUGCAGUAUUAAACCAACACAACCGAAUUGGUUAGAUUUGUUCAAGAUGACAACUGAUAAUCACUUAAUAGUUGAGUGUUUACAAUUAACAAAUACAUUCACAGAAUAUAUAAAUUAUGCUGAAAAACUUUUAAAUUCAAAGUGCAUACCAAAUAUCGAAGAGAAUAUUUCGAAUAAUUUAAAAGCAAUGAUACAUAAAAAUCAUUUUGAAUUAACACUUGAAGAUAUUCUAGUUUUAUUCAAAACAUUGAAAACAAAUUGUACAAAUGAUUUACGUAAUAUUUUAGAACAAUCUGAAGAAUUACCCUCAUAUAUUGCGAAUUAUUUGAACAUAUUACGAAUUACUGAUAAGAAUCAAUUACGUUUACUAUACCAAACAUGUGAUUUAUUCCAACAUUUUACGAAACAUCUUCAAUCAAUUUCAAAACAAUGGGAAACUAUUCCAAUUCAAACAAUAAUUAUGACUUUCAAAGAUAUUGAUUUGAUUGAAAAUGAAAUGCAGUUAUUAACUAAUCUUUUAGAACCAAAUGCAAUUGCACCUUUAACUUGCAUUCUUGAUUAUUGGAGCAAAAAAGACUAUAUUCAUAAAUGGUGUGAAGGAAUCAAUCGUUUAAUACAAUUGUAUAAUUUAUCAGGUGAUUAUAAGUUUUUAUCAUUAUUAGGUAAAACGACUGAAACUACAAAUGGAAAUAUGUGCUAUAGCAAUUAUCAACAAUUUAAGGAAAGAAUUAUUAAAAAGUACUCUAAAGAAGUAUUAGAUGUUUGUUCACAUUAUAAAAAUUCAAAAAAACUUGUUGAGUUUGUCACAAGACUAAACCAAACUGAUAUGGAUAAUUUAUUAGAAGCAGUUAAUGAUUGGGAUGAAUCAUUCAUUACAACACAAACGAUUAUUGAUUUUGUUCAAUUAGGACACUUUCUUACCAAUAUUAAUAAUUAUAGUAACACUCAUGAACAAGCAUCAAAAACACUAAAUGAUAUUUUAUCAUAUAUCAACACAUUAUUAAAACAAAAAGAAUAUGCAGAUACAAUCAGUUAUUUUCAAACAUGUUCAUCUGCAUUGCCUGGUGUUCAACGAUUAUAUUUACAAUUGACUGAUAUAGAAGAAUCGAAACGUACAAAAAUAUUUCAUAUUAUUAAUAAUGCAUCAUUGAAAAUUACUGAAGCAUAUCAGCAACAUCCUCAACAGGAUAGCACAAAGAAAUAUGAUGUUUGUGUAAAACUAGAUAAAGGGGGACAAUUUAAUUACUAUAAUUUACAUGAACUAAGGGAUAGAGCAAGAUUAAUAGAAUAUUCUGGCAAUGAAAAAAAGAGACAACGGAAAUAUACAAAAGAAGAGAAAAAACAGUUUCUACGAUGUUUCGUGUCAUUGGUUGAUGUUAUUGAAAAUGUGUUGGACAGUUUAAAUCAUUUGAAUGCUAUGGGUUAUCCAACAAUCGAAAAAUACUCAGAAAACGUAUAUAAAUGUGUUGAAUGCGAUUUUUCAGAAUUAAGUCAGUUGAACGUGUCAUUGAAAAACAUAGUUACAUUAUGGGAAGAAAAUUUAAUUGACCUAUACAAACGUUAUCCUGAGUUAACUUAUCUAUCAGGAAAACAAUUUUGGACUGUUGAAAAGACUUUACAAAAUUAUAAAGAAUUGAAAUCACAAGAUCACGGUUAUCAUUUAUUAAAAUACAUUGAAAUUGAAAAUUUAGUUUCAACGAAAUUUAUUAUAAAUGAAAAUUUAAAACCUGAAGAACGAUUAGAAAAUCUUGGAAAAUUUUUAAAUGAGCAACGUAGAAGUGUAAUAAAAUCGUCAUUAGUAUCUGAACAAUCAAUCUCUACAGACAGGCAAGAAGGAAAAAUUUUCAUAACUGAAACAUCAAUUGAAGGUAGAUAUCGAGCGAUUUUAUCUUUAUUUCAUUAUGAUAAUAGCGAUCCUGCACUAAAUCAAAUAUUAUUUUGUACAACAGAAACAAACUGGAUAGAUGUUCGAGCUUUUAUUUAUCGUUGUUUUUAUUCAUCAUCUAAUUUAUAUCAAUUCAUUGAACCUGAACAAUUGGAAUUCAAUGUACAAGAUAAAUGUUGUCAAUUGAUCAUUAAAUUAAUUGAACAUGAUCCAUCAAAUAAAUUUAAAUUAAGUAUUGUAACAACUGAUAUUCAAACUCAUCUAAUUAAUGGAAUAUUACGCAUGGAUAUAGCUAAAAUUGUACGUGAUAACGAAUUAUUAAAUGAAGGUGACUUAAAUAAAUAUGUAAAAAAACUAGUGAAAAAUUGUCAUAUUGUGUCAUCGAAGAUAGCAGGUUUAGGUAAAACGACAUUCAUUCAAAAUCAUGCACAAAA
Molecule: messenger RNA, 2420 nt
Organism: Rotaria sordida
Lineage: Eukaryota; Metazoa; Rotifera; Eurotatoria; Philodinida; Philodinidae
Source: the annotation of a GenBank genome assembly